Molecule: messenger RNA, 1347 nt
Organism: Fusarium coffeatum
Lineage: Eukaryota; Fungi; Ascomycota; Sordariomycetes; Hypocreales; Nectriaceae
Exons: 2
Coding region: 1-1347 (448 amino acids)
Molecular function (GO): lyase activity
Source: RefSeq, a predicted model, not a curated record
AUGGCAACGAAAAGUCUUGCAACCUGGGCCCUGGCCCUCCAGUUUGGGAAUCUGACCACGCCUGUCGUCGACAUGGCUGUCAAGAGUAUCUACAACUGGGCGGGCUGCGCUAUUGGUGGUUAUGCUCUUCCUCCUGCCAGCAUUGCCCUCGAGGCCAUGUCUCCUUUUGUUGGGGCUGAUGGAAACUCGUCCAUCUUUGCGACUGGCGACUAUGUUGAUAUGAAGACAGCUGCUCUUAUCAAUGGAAUUGCCUCUCACGCUGAUGAUUAUGACGAUACGCACCUCGAUACUCCUGUUCAUCCCUCUGGUCCCGUGGCUUCUGCUUUAUUUGCUGUAGCAGAGUGGUUAGGCCCCGUGUCAGGCCAAGACUUCUUAGCAGCAUUUGUCGCCGGAGUCGAAGCCGAGUGUAAGCUUGGAGUUUCCGUGUUUCCCGAACACUACAAUGUUGGAUGGCAUAUUACCAGCACGACAGGCUCUAUCGGUGCUGCUGUGGCUGUUGGCAAAUUACUUGAUCUCGACACAAAGCAAAUGCAAAGAGCCAUCAGCAUAGCCUCCGUCCAAGUCAUUGGAAUGCAUGAGUCAUUUGGCACGGAUACUAAGCCCUUCCAUGUUGGAGCUGCUGCACAAGCCGGUCUUACCUCAGCACUACUCGCCAAGAACGGGUUCGGAGGCUCUCUCAAGGGCUUGGAAGCUGAACGAGGCUGGUCUCACGUAAUCAGCACUCGCCAGAACCUGACAGCCGAGUUCUCUACCUUCGACAAGGUCUGGGAGGUCACCAAAAAUCUAUUCAAGCCUUAUCCUUGCGACAGAAUCGUUCACGCUGCCAUCGAUGGCUGGAUUGAAAUCCAUAACCAAGCAAAGAAGAAGAAUCUCGAUAUCAACAAAAUCACAAACGUCACCGCUCGUUGCGCCCCUCGCGUGCUCUUCUUGACGGAUAAUCCCAAGCCUGAGACAGGUCUUUCAAGCAAAUUCAGCGUGUACCACGCAGCAGCAGUGGCGCUUCUGUAUGGUGAGGCCACGCCGGUUCAGUUCACCGAUGCAACCGUACAGAACAAGACUGUCAUCAGCCUACGUGACAAGGUAUCCGUGAAAAGCGAUGAAAAGGUCGACGAGCAUGAGGCGUUUGUUGCAGUUGAGUUUGAAGGCGGCGAGAAGCUUGAAGUCCAUAUCGAACAUGCCCUUGGAAGUUAUGAGAACCCUCUUUCUGAAGAGUUCCUCCAAACUAAGUUUCUGGAACACGUUGGUAAUCAGAUUGGCGAGUCAAGGGCAAAGAAGGCCUUGAAGGCAUUUGCGGGCAUUGCGAACUCAACUGAUGUGGCGAAGAUUGCUCGGGAUUUUAAGGAGUGA